Lucilia sericata (common green bottle fly) is the source of this 1738-nucleotide messenger RNA. RefSeq names its product UDP-glycosyltransferase UGT5-like. The coding region runs from base 57 to 1688 and encodes 543 amino acids. The record is from RefSeq and is a predicted model, not a curated record. Gene Ontology annotation, molecular function: UDP-glycosyltransferase activity. Lineage: Eukaryota; Metazoa; Arthropoda; Insecta; Diptera; Calliphoridae. The transcript is spliced from 3 exons.
UAGCUGAUACAAAUUUUAGUAGUUUUUCUUUAGUCGUAUGAACGUCAACACUCGCCAUGGCUGGAAAAAGUUUAGCCGCGUUUGGCAUUCUCUUGACAAUAUGCUUAAUAUGGCAAGUAUCACAAGUAAAUGGAGCCAAUAUUUUGGGCAUCUUUACCAGCCACAGUACCUCACAUUUGAUUAUUCAUACGUCGGUGGCUAAAGUUCUGGCAGAAAGGGGACACAAUGUCACCAUAGUUGCGUCUCAAGAACCCAAAGUUAAGCAUGAUAAAAUAAACACAAUCAUCAUACCACCCAGCGCAGAAGUAGAGGAGUUGAUUGGUAAAGCCAUGAAAGGAAUGGCUACACAGAAAACUACCCUUUUCACUACUAUAGGCAACUUUUUCGGUUCUUUGAAACCCAUGAUCGAUAUGCAGGCUGACAUGCUGAAAGAUCCUCGCUUUACAGUUCUCUACGAGAAUCCUGAUACGAAAUUUGAUUUAGUUAUAAUGGGUUAUUUCAUGAACUCUUUUGUACUUGGUAUGGGUGCGAGAUUUAAGGCCCCUCUAGCAAUCAGUUGGAUGGGACCGCCAAUGGUUUUAAGUGAUGUAUUUGUGGGUAAUCCAAGUGAAGUAUCGUAUGUACCCGAUAUGAAUAUGUCUGUUAAAGUGGGUGAAAAAAUGACAUUCUUACAACGUCUACAGAAUUUAUUUAUGAAUAUGUUUUUGAGACUUAUUAAGCAGAUGUUGGACAUACGCAUGCGUAAUUUUUACAAUGAGCUGUAUCCUACUGAUGGUUCCUUCCCCACAUUAAGUGAUAUGGAAAAGAAUGUUUCUUUGAUAUUUUGCAAUAGCCAUUUCACUGAAGGCCCUAUUAGACCGAAUGUUCCAGCCGUUGUUGAAAUUGGUGGUAUUCAGGUUAAGGAUAAACCUGAACCCUUGCCACAGGACAUCGCCAAAUUCCUUGAUUCUGCCAAUGAAACCGGAGCCAUACUCUUCAGUUUGGGUUCCAAUCUAAAAGGUUCCAGCAUUAAACCCGAAACUACCACUCACAUAUUUAAUGUCUUGUCAAAACUAAAGCAGAAAGUUAUUUGGAAAUGGGAAGAUUUGAAUAAAACUCCUGGAAAAUCGCCCAAUAUUCUAUACAAAAAAUGGAUGCCACAAGAUGAUAUUUUGGCACAUCCCAAUCUCAAAUUGUUUAUCACACAUGCCGGUAAAGGUGGUGUAGCAGAGGCUCAAUAUCAUGGUGUUCCCAUGGUAGCUUUACCCGUUUUUGCCGAUCAGCAUGGUAAUGCUAAGAAAUUAGUGGAUGCUGGUUAUGGUAAAGAUUUGGAAUUAUUAAAAUUAACGGAGGAAUCUUUCUAUGCCGCCAUCAUUGAAGUUCUCAAUAAUCCUCAGUAUAAAGAAAAUGUACAAACGUUUUCAAAACUUUAUCGUGAUCGUCCCCUAACAGCACGCGAAAGUGUUGCCUUUUGGGCUGAAUAUGUGAUACGUCAUCAUGGUGCUGCCCAUAUGCAAAGUCCUUUGGUGCAUAUGACAACUAUAGAAUGUUUAAAUUUAGAUAUUUAUUUUCUUUUAUCAAUGAUCUUGUAUAUCGUUUAUAGAUUAUUAAAACUGUUAGUAUUAUUUGUAGUUUGUAAAUUGUGUAGAAAGUGUUCAAAAACUAGUACAAAGAAGGUCAUGAAAACUAAUAAGGUUAAAUCGCAAUAGAAUAUUAAUGUUAUGUACAAAUUUUAAUAAAAAUAUUAUGUACACUCUUA